AAAGCUGCCCCACUCCUUUUCCUCCUCGCCUACGAGUCCAAGACAAACCGAUCAAUCUAAAAAAUUUGGUUUGACAUUGACUCGAUUCAAUUGCUGCCUUACUGGCGAAGCCAAUGCCACAUUAUAAUUAGCACACCGAUCUCCACUUCUCUCUUCCUCUCUACUCUCUCACGCACACACCCACAAUGCAAUGGAGGAGCCUCUGCUUUCAUCAGAGAGAAACGGUGAAUUGGGAGAGAAGGGGAGUGAGAAAUGGAGCUCGUACCAGUACGUGGGAAGAGCUGGGUCGGUGAUUCCGACGGAGGCGUUGGCCGGGACUGAAGUCAGCGUGGAGGAGAUACGGUCGGCGGCUACUUAUUCUGACCACUACCCGCCUUCUCUUCAUGCUGCUUUGGUUAGUCAGCAGGAGCCUGAUCCUUCUGAGCAAGCUGUUACUUAUAAAGGUGGAUAUGGAGGAGGUUAUGGUGGCACCACAAGUGAGCUCCAUAGGCAAAUACCAGAUGAAGUGGAGAUACGAGAGUUGCUUAUUGAUCAUGUUGGCCAUAGAUGCUGUUGGGGAAGUCGUCCUGCACGGACCUGGAAGAUCGAAAAAGUAGAAGAUUGUAACGUUUAUGUGGGAACACUAGAUACUUUCAUUGAAGAAAGGGAAACCAUAAGAUAAACACAGCCAUAUCUUGGUGGCAGUAUUGAUGGAAAAGAUAAGGGACCAGAACUUGGAAUCUGGGAAUUGGGUCUAAAGUCUCAGUUUCCUGUUAUAUUCAUACCCCAUCAUGAAUCACGGGCAAUAAUUCCGCAUUCUGCCAUUGAAAAAUGUUCAGGUUGUGGAGGAAGAGGAGAUAUUGUGUGUCCUAAAUGCAAUGCAAAUCAAGGACCUGGAUUCUACAAAGAAAAUCAGAUGGCUCAGUGUUCUGCUUGUUAUGGAAGGGGUUUAAUUGCUCAUAAAGAUGGAUCUGAUUCAAUAUGUGGGAGUUGCAAUGGUAAGGGAAAGAUCCCUUGUGCAAGUUGUGGAUCUCGUGGUUUAAUAAGAUGUUUGACAUGCCAAGGGAGUGGUUCUCUUUUGACACGCAAUGUUGCCGUUGUUAAAUGGAAGACACUUUGAACCAGAAAGGUGGUGAGCGCGACAAGCGGAGCAGCAUCUGUGCCAGAUGAUGUUUUACACAGAGCGAAAGGAGUCCAGUUGUGCAACACUCAGGCAUACCAGUGCAGUCCAGCCUUUGCCGACUCUUUCUUUCUUAACCAGUUCUCCUCCGAAGUCAUUGCAGACAGAGCUCCUGUACCUCUCACUGCAAGGGCGAUUAGUGAGAGGCAUACCAUCGCAGGGUUGUUCAGCUUCUAUAUCAUCGGGUUUAGCAGGGAGGUGUACUUAAAGGACUACUAUCCAUCCAGGUUUUGCUGGGGGUUGUGCCCUUGCUUAGAGUGGUUGAAGUUGUAAAGUGGAAGAUUGUCGUCUUCAAGAGUGAAACAAUUAUAAUUUUUUGUGCACACAUGUAUAUAGCGGCGGCCGGUAGCCUUUGGUCAGAGAAAGGCCUUAGAUUUAACUCACACAAUUGCAAUGACGAUAUAUUGUUGUAAA
Messenger RNA from Malus domestica (apple), 1573 nucleotides. RefSeq lists its product as uncharacterized. The record is from RefSeq and is a predicted model, not a curated record. NCBI's taxonomy places the organism in Eukaryota, Viridiplantae, Streptophyta, Magnoliopsida, Rosales, Rosaceae.